Molecule: messenger RNA, 963 nt
Organism: Protopolystoma xenopodis
Lineage: Eukaryota; Metazoa; Platyhelminthes; Monogenea; Polystomatidea; Polystomatidae
Source: the annotation of a GenBank genome assembly
AUGAGAAGAAGUGGCAAUACCUUAGAACCAGUACUUCCUGAAUAUCGUAUUAAUGUAUUUAUUUCCCAGGCUAUGGGUCUUCUUGCUUUCUCUGAAGUAACAACUCAGGAUUCCGGUAUCUACGUAUGCAUGGUGACGGUGCAUAAUUUGGACAUCGAUUAUUCCAUAGAUGGUGGGGACUCUUUCAAGUCUCCCGAUUACCCUUUGAAUGUAGACGAGAGUAAUGAACCACGUCAGGAACCUCGUAUACAGGACAGCUUUCCUGCAGUCUGGCCGAAAAACCCAAUCCAAGGUCGUCUAGUUCGACUUGAAUGUUUCGCUGCAGGCAGCACAAGAUCUGGGCCUCUCGUCUAUUCUUGGAGACGGCGGGAUGGCUUGCCAAUACCACCAGCUGCCUUAAAAGACUCAAAUCGAGUAAUUGAGUUUCCCUCUGUACAAUUAGAGCACCAAGGUGAUUACGAAUGCUCGCGCAAAAAAGUAGACCAUGAUUAUUACAUAAAUGUGCACUUCGGCCUUGUGCUUACUCUUCUUUCGAUGUCGGCUGCCGAAGGUGACGAAGGAGGCCGGGUUUAUACAGAAGAGGCAGGUUCUAUUGCCCGUCAAAACGAUGACCUUGGCAUUGUUCGCGACGCCGAGGGCCGUAAAGCUAUGCCCAAGUGGCUAGAGUUGCUGAUCAACACGUUGCCUGCUUUCGUCGCUAAGCCUCGUGAUCAGGUCGUCGACUCGGGCAUCUCCGUGCGUUUCGAUUGUGAAGCUUUUGGCAAACCUCAGCCCGUACACAUUUGGUUCCGGAAUGAGGAGAGUGUGCUCGACCUGCUGACGGCAGGAAAGCUCGAUGCUGCCCGCUACACCCUUGUGGACAGUUCCAUAUCACCAGCCACCUUGAAGAUAUCACAGGUAUCUCCUAAUUGCAAUGUUUUUUCUUCUUGCCUUUUACAAUUCCGCCAUAAGAACCAGUACUAA